AUGACUGUUCCUACCCCAAGAUGUGUCAUUGUCAGACAUGGUCAAACUGAAUGGUCGAAAUCCGGACAAUAUACCGGUCUAACUGAUCUACCUUUAACAGAAUUCGGUGUAAACCAAAUGCUAAGAACCGGUGAAUCUAUUUUCAGAAAUCAGUUCAUCAACCCUGAUAAUAUCACCUACAUCUUUACUUCACCAAGAACUCGUGCCAGACAAACUAUUGAACUAGUUUUAAAGCCAUUAACUGAAGAACAGAGAUCGAAAAUCCAUGUUGUUGUUGAUGAGGACCUCAGAGAAUGGGAAUACGGUGACUACGAAGGUUUAUUAACUAAGGAAAUUAUUGAGUUAAGAAAAUCAAGAGGCCUUGACAAAGAUCGUAAGUGGAAUAUCUGGAGAGAUGGAUGUGAAAAUGGUGAAACAACCCAACAAAUCGGUCUAAGACUCUCCAGAGUCAUCUCUAGAAUCCAAAAUCUACACAGAAAGCACCAAGCUGAAGGAAUAGCCUCUGAUAUAAUGGUAUUUGCUCAUGGACAUGCUUUACGUUACUUUGCUGCCCUUUGGUUUAAACUUGGUGUUGAAAAACAGUGUGAGACUGAACAGGAAUUGGCAAACGCAAACUCCUACAAUGAUGACAGUGUCCCAUAUAUAGCUUUGAAAAAUUACAGACAUCUGAUCGACAAUCCUUCUUUCCUAUUAGAUGCAGGUGGUAUCGGUGUCCUAUCCUAUUCCCAUCACAACAUUGACGAACCUGCUUUGGAAUUAGCUGGUGCCUUUAUUUCGCCACCUCCUCCAGAAGAAGAAUCUCAACACGGUCAGCUGUGA
Kazachstania africana CBS 2517 is the source of this 819-nucleotide messenger RNA. RefSeq names its product sedoheptulose-bisphosphatase (gene SHB17). The record is from RefSeq and is a predicted model, not a curated record. Gene Ontology annotation, biological process: ribose phosphate biosynthetic process. The transcript has a single exon. NCBI's taxonomy places the organism in Eukaryota, Fungi, Ascomycota, Saccharomycetes, Saccharomycetales, Saccharomycetaceae. Gene Ontology annotation, molecular function: sedoheptulose-bisphosphatase activity. Bases 1 to 819 code for a protein of 272 amino acids.